Molecule: messenger RNA, 2028 nt
Organism: Fulvia fulva
Lineage: Eukaryota; Fungi; Ascomycota; Dothideomycetes; Mycosphaerellales; Mycosphaerellaceae
Exons: 1
Coding region: 1-2028 (675 amino acids)
Source: RefSeq, a predicted model, not a curated record
AUGGCUCCAACUCAAUUGCAUCUGUUUCCUGCGCCUUCCACUAGCAUGCCACGCAAGACUAGUCUCAAGAGACUGAAGACCGACCACACUCCCAACGCCAAAGGCGAACUUAAUGUCAAGGGCGUAGCCUUCCAAGUCGUGCGGUCGCCCAAGUCCGCACAGGUCGACCCAGCUGCGGAUACUAUAAAGCACUCACUCUUUUGCGACCCUGCAGUCGCUACAGCAACGAUAGCGCGGCCUGUAAUCUCAUCCACUGCGCAAAUCGACACACCCAAGGGCGGUCCGAUACGGCGGCAAUCAAGAACACGGAGACGGUCAAGUCCGAUCACAAGUGCUGGAGGCCACGAAAGCCACAUCAAUCCGACCUCUUCUGUCGAAGAUGACGAACUAUGUCCACUGCCGAUGAAUACAGACUUCGGCUCUUCCUCUCCACCCAAGCGCAGUCUCCCGCCCCUAAGGAGGCCAAACAUUCCACAGAACAUAUCGACUACACCGAGGGUUCGCCAGCUGCAUGAUGCGACAUCACCAAUCGAUGAACGCGACCAGCUAUCACCGCUGCCCAGUAAGACUCGUUUCAAGACAUCCUCGCCAGCACCAUCCACAGAAUUCCCUGCCACUGUCCGUUCGGCAAGUCCUGCAACAAGCCUGUCUCAGAAGCGGUCGGCAGCCCAUGGCUACACUUCGCCUAUGCGAUCGAUGUUCCCUAUCUACGACCCUGCGAGAAGUCUGGACCGACAGAGCUAUUACCCUUCACCAGUCGCACAGUCGCCUCCACCUUACCUGCGAGACAACGUCAGUAAGGUUAGCAGCCCUGUGGAAAGACAAGGGCUAAGGCGGUACGACUCCGGCGUCGGUCUGGUUGACGGCUAUGAACAUAUUCCAGCUGCUGCUCAUGCCGAUCUUGAGGCUCUGUGGAAGGCGUCUAGAGAAGAGUAUCCAGUAGCUGGCAGAAAAUGCAGCUUCUCUCUGUAUCAGCCAAGUGGGCAUGGAAAAACGCUCGCAAUAGGCACUUCGCCUGAGGAUUUGCUCUACUCCAUGGAGCGCGAUCAUCACGAUUCGCCCGCAGUCAGCUCAACGUCUUCGAAGCGCUUCGCGAUACAGAAGCACUGUCCAACUGCGCCGAGCUCGUCACCAGUCGCCCAGCUCGUCCUGCCUGAGCGUAUGGACAAGAAAAGCUCGAGCAAAGAAGCCAAGGAGAUCACCGCAAUCUUUCCGCAGGCGGCAGCCGUCAGCUACAUCGAAGCUGUACUAAACUCACCUCAGGCACAUCAUAUUGCCACUUUCGACCCGAACGCCGAGUCGCCGCAAGCAGAGCGAUUAGCAUCAGAUGCAGUGGCGGAUGCACAUCGUGACUACAGCUGCGAUUUGAUCAAGAAAAGCCGCAAGCGCGACAGUCUAGGGUCGGUGACGGCAGCGUAUGAUCUCGUCCAUUCAACUCUCGGCACAUGUCCUGUGACGGUCACGAGGUCACAAUCGCUGGCGUCGAGUACAGGUCCACGAGCCAAGAUCAGCCUUCAUCACCCAUCCGCCACGCCAGCAGCAAUAGCUUCUGGUACCUUAAAUCUGGCCUUCCUGGACUUUGCUCACGAUGCGUGUGUUCUUGACAUACCAGGACUUCUGGCACUUGACAGCCAUCAUGUCCUAGACACAGUCAUUGCCACAUUGCUGGCCGUGGCAAUCAUCGAGAAUGACGCGCUAGUCCAGGAAAGCAUCACCUUCGAAGCCCCACCUCGCACACCGUUGACAAAGUCGACGAAGCCAGAGCGCAGGUCAUCUGUAGGCUCCUCGACGUCGAGGAAGCUCUUCUCCCGAAAUGGCACGAGGAAAGACAAGAAGCAGAAAAAGGCAGAGCCUGAACCUGCCGUCAUCGAGGAGCAAGUCGAAUUGCCUGGAGUAGCCAGGGCGUCACUGAAAGUCAUCGAGUUCGGCUUCAAGGCCACCGCUUGGGUUGUCAUAACAGGAGUCAAGGUCGGUUUCAAGGUCGGCACGGGUGUGGUGGGUUAUGGUGCGAAGAAGCUUGCCAAGUGA